This is a messenger RNA of Megalopta genalis, 1703 nucleotides long. It is a transcript of the gene U3-55K, whose product is annotated as U3 small nuclear riboprotein factor 55K. Gene Ontology annotation, cellular component: small-subunit processome. Lineage: Eukaryota; Metazoa; Arthropoda; Insecta; Hymenoptera; Halictidae. Gene Ontology annotation, molecular function: protein binding; U3 snoRNA binding. The record is from RefSeq and is a predicted model, not a curated record.
UUUUUCCGAAAGAGGCGCCACAAUCAUCCAUGAGCAACUCUUGUGUAUACGAAAUACAUACAUGCCAUGUGCUUUAAAUGAAAUAGGUUAGACAGUAUAAAAAAUAUUUUUAAUAUACCAUGUCAUUUUUCAUUCGAAAUAAGCAAACCAUCGGAGGUAAUAAGAGGAAGUUUAAUGGUCGUGUUGCAAAGGCGAAAGGAAAGAAAAAUAUAAAGAAAUUUGUACCUAAUGAUAAUGAAAGCAUUGCUAGUACAGAUGAAGAACUUGCGGAGGAGAACCAGGGGCGUAGACCUGAGCCCUAUGAAAGUGAGGAGGAAGAACAAGAAACUGCACAGGAGAAGCGUAUAAGAAUUGCAAAAAAGUAUUUAGAACAAAUUGAAGAAGAAGAACGAGAUAGAGCAGAAUUUGAACAGGGAGCAGUAACAAAAAGGUUACACGAAGAAUACUUAGAAGAGAGAGGUCGGUUAAGGAAAACUGUAGCAUCAAAUUAUGUUAGUCACAACGAGCCAAUUACUUUGAAGUGCAAGGACCACAAAAAUUCUAUUACCUGUAUAUGCCUUUCCAGCAAUGGGAAGUUCUUAUACUCUGGUUCGAAGGAUGGCAGUUUAGUCAAAUGGUCGUUGAAAGAAAGGACUAAAUUAAAAUCCAUCAGAGGGAGGAGAAAGAAUCAAAAAGAAGGAAUGAAACAUAUACAGUGCAUGACUAUUAGUACAGAUAGCAAAUUUUUGGUAGUUGGAGAUAGUGGUUGCAAGGAUAUUAAGGUGCUUUGUGCAGACACCAUGAACCAUAUAAAGAAUUUACAGGGUCACAGAGGUAGCGUGACUGGACUGGUCUUUCGCAAAGAUACGCAUAUGUUAUAUUCUGCUUCCGAGGACAGAAGCGUGAAAAUAUGGAAUUUGGAUGACAUGGCAUACGUCGAAUCAUUAUUCGGACAUCAAAGCGCUAUCAUGUCGAUCGACGCGCUGGCACGGGAACGGGCCAUCACGGGUGGCGGUUUUGAUCAGACAAUUCGAAUUUGGAAACUCGUCGAAGAUUCGCAGCUUAUAUUUCAUGGACCCGGUGGUAGCAUAGACAGCGUGAAACUUCUAAACGAAGAAAUUUUCCUUAGUUGCGGAGACGAUGGACAGUUGUGUGUCUGGGGUUGUCAGAAGAAGAAACCCUUGUGUUCCGUGUCGAACGCGCAUGGAACGGAUGAACUGAAUAAUCAGCCAAUGUGGAUUUCGAGUAUAGCUACAUUACUUAAUACAGAUUUGGUCGCAUCAGGCUCGCGAAAUGGCUGUAUAAAACUAUGGCAAUGCGGUGACUCUUUCAAGUCGUUGGAGCCGCUGUUCGAAAUUCAGUUAACAGGCUUCAUAAAUGCGCUAUACUUCACCCCGGAUGGAACUGAACUGAUCGCUGGCGUUGGUCAAGAACACAGGCUUGGAAGAUGGUGGCGCAUACCGGAAGCGAAAAAUAGCAUUGUUAUAAUACCGCUGGUUCAGACAAAAAAUAAAUAAAUCAAAAACAAAAAUCCAAUUGUAUAGAAAUAUAUCUUAACGUUGAAGCAGUUUUACGUCUAUAAAACAGAUCAUUAUUUACUUUUUUACUUGUUGUAGUUUAUUUCUUCCAUGAUCGUCGUCGUCGUCGUUGUCUUCGAAAUCGUCGAGCUCGUUAUCUAUUUACGGGGGGUGCUAAUGAAAUAAAACAAAUAUUGGUCCACAGUA